AUGUCGCAUCAGACCGACCAAGAGGGUGGGGCCAGAUCUAGGGCUACUAAAAAGGCCGCCGCGCAAACCAAUCAAACGAAACGUGCGGUGGGGAAAAAGGCUGAGGUGGGAAAGCAGAAGCCCGGGAAGAAGGCGGAGGACAAGGGGAAGCAACCAACGGCACGCAAGCGUGGUUCGGCCGUCAGGAGCGAUGCGGAUGUUGCCACUGCUGCCCUCGAGCCCGGUCCUUCUGACGACGGCACCAUCGGCGGGAACGAAGACCCUGGGCGUGGCGGCGUGAGUGUUGCCGUCCGGUCGGGGGACAGAGAGGGCUUUGCGACUGGAGGAAAGCACGGCGACUCUCCCCGCCAAGAUCAGGCCGCAACUUCGACGUCCGUGGCAGAGGCAAAGCAGCAGCAUCUGACGCUGCCCCACCCGCCUGUGGUCGAAAUAUCUGCUACAGUGAUAGAUAAGGAGAAGGAUGCUGCGCACGAUUGCACGGAGGGGCCGAAACACGACAUUGCCGACGUAGGUGGAUCUCCUCCCUCUGGGGGACGCGGGAGGCGUAGGCAGAGGAAGAGCGGUGGUGAGGAGGAGAAUGACACCCCCGUGGCUGAGGACAUGCCCAUACGCGCGAAGAGGAGGCAGACGACAGCCAGCGGUGACGACGCCGGUGGUGCUGAAGUUAAGACAAUGCGAGGCAUCACGGCGCCAAGUGGCUUGGCGACAGAUCAUGCAAUGCGGCAUAAGGUGGGAUCCGGUCCGAGGAAACCAUCUAGCGGACGGAGAGGGAAGCAAUCUUUGGGGGGGAAUAGGCCGAAGCGCGGCAAAGAAGGCCCUGGUGAAGCGGAUGUUGAGGACGAGGGGGAUGGGGAGGAGGAGGCUGAGGAGGAUGCGGAGGAGGAGGACGAGGAUGCAGGGGAGGGAGAAAAGGACGAGGAUGAGCAGGAGGGCGACGAUGAUGAGGAGGAGGAGGAGGAGGAGGAGGAGGAGGAGGAGGAGGAGGAGGAGGAGGAUGAGGAUGAGGACGAUGAGGAGGACGAUGAGGGGGACGACGAGGAUGAGGAGCAGGAGGAGGAGGAGGAGGAUGAGGAGGAGGAGGAGGAGGAGGAGGAGGAGGAGGAGGAGGAGGAGGAGGAGGAGCAUUGGGCCACCGCCCGGGGCAGGGCGGUCUCCCCCCUCGCCGGUCCAUCGCGUGUGCAUCAACCAAGCACCUUUGCCAAUCCCUUCCCUGAGCUUCCCUUUUCCCGCCAGCAUGAUAGUGUGAGGGCACACGGUGCUGCUGCAGAAGACGUUGAUCCCCUUGGCCAGAGAGGGGUUUCUACAAACCCUUUUCCGGAUGUCAUGGAUGCGCUGGCUGAAGGUGCAGAGCACGGGCAGUUUGUUACACGAGACGAGUUCCAGCAGCUACGGUAUGAGAUGUACGCCAUGUUUGCUCAGCUCGGCCUGCGUCGGGGAGCAACUGCCAGCUAUGCCGGGGGGGCCGCAGUGGUGCCGAUGGGUGGUACCCCGCCGCCGAUGAGUGCCGUGGACAAGGCACGUGUGCUUGUGCUGCAGGAGACCAACCCAUUCCCGGUAUGUGGCGGGUUGGGGUUGACGUGGCAACCAGGGCAGGGUUGGGAAUGA
This is a messenger RNA of Closterium sp. NIES-65, 1605 nucleotides long. The record is from the annotation of a GenBank genome assembly. NCBI's taxonomy places the organism in Eukaryota, Viridiplantae, Streptophyta, Zygnematophyceae, Desmidiales, Closteriaceae.